This is a messenger RNA of Rosa chinensis, 1551 nucleotides long. RefSeq lists its product as uncharacterized. Gene Ontology annotation, molecular function: zinc ion binding. NCBI's taxonomy places the organism in Eukaryota, Viridiplantae, Streptophyta, Magnoliopsida, Rosales, Rosaceae. Bases 1 to 1551 code for a protein of 516 amino acids. The record is from RefSeq and is a predicted model, not a curated record. The transcript is spliced from 5 exons.
AUGGAUGUGAAACUGAUGUUUAGCUGUAUGUUUGAUUUUAAAUUGAAUUCUGUUGAUAUUUUGGUGAGGGAUUCUAAUGGGAGCACCAUUUUGGUGCCUUAUUGUGGUGGGAGUAGUAGUUUUACUUCUGCAACAACAUCUUUGGAUGAUUUUUCAUGUGCUUCUUCAUGUUUGUCAGUGGGUUCAAGCAAUAUUAUUGAUGCAAAGUGUGCUAAGAGAUAUUCUGAUGGUUGUCAAUGGUCUAUUUGCGCUUUGAAGAACAAGGUGAAUGGCUUUUUCUACAUAAAGAAGUUGAAUAAUGUUCACACCUGCAAAGGAAUUCUUAGGCAGCAAAAGAGUAAGCUUUUGGGGUCUAAUGUUGUGAAAUCGGAGAUUGCUAAUGAGUUGAAGUCCAAUCCUCAACUCAAGCCUAAAGAGAUUGUGUCUCGUUUCAAGCAUUCUUUUGGUUUAGAUGUGCCUUAUAGACUACUUGGUAUGGGAAGGAGUUGGCUAGAAAAGCUGUCCAUGGUCAUGAUGGUGACUCAUAUUCUCAGCUGCUUUGGCUUUAAGUCAUGCAUUCUGCUUCUGUUCGUGGAUGCGGCUCAAUUGAAGAAGUUCUUCCCCUUUGCAUUUGCAGUUGUAGAUUCUGAAAAUCAUGCGAAUUGGGAUUGGUUUUUUGAUCAUCUAUAUAACAUCUUGUCUCCGCAAGGUAGAAAUGUGACUUUUGUUACUGAUCGACAUAGCAGACUGUUGAAUGCUGUUUCCAGGAUUGUGGAGGAAUUUAUGAAAGUUGCUUAUUCACCUACAUUAGCAAGCUAUAACUUCAACUUGCACAACUUGAAGAAAGAAGGUGGUCUGCCUAUUGAAGAGUUUCUGCGAUCUUUGCCGUUGGAAAAGUGGUGUAAUGCGUUUUUCAAAGGAAACAGGUAUGGUGAAAUGGCAAAUAGUGUUGCCGAGUCAUUUAACAAUUGGACUAGAGAUUUGCGUGAGCUUCCUAUAUUUGAGAUGUUUGAAGGCUUAAGGUUCAAGGUUAUGGAGAAUAUGUCUGAGAGGAAGGUUGCAUGCAGGAGGUGGACCACUAUUUUGUGUCCUCCAAUGGAGGCUUUGUUGAAGAAAUCAAUGGAUAUUGGGCGGCAUUGGGCUGUUAGUAUGUCUAGUGAGACUGUUUUUGAAGUUCAUUCUGAUAAAUCAGUGGCGGUUGAUCUUGGGAACAACACUUGCUCUUGUUGUCAAUGGCAAAUUAAUUCAUUCCCAUGUUCACAUGCUCUUGCUGCAAUCCAAAAGGUUGGAGUGGAACCUGUGUAUAGUUACAUUGAGCCGUUUUACACCUGUCAAAGCUACAUGGAUUCCUACGCGCAUGGUAUUCAUCCUAUACCAAAUAUCAAGUUUUAUGAAGAUGCAGCUAGUUCAACUUCUGUUGUUAAGCCUCCAUUGGUUAGGAGGCCAUCCGGCCGGCCAAAAUCUGUUCGAAUGAAGUCUACAGCAGAAGGAGGCAUGAGGAGGCGUAUCAAGUGUGGCCGAUGUGGUGAGUUAGGGCGCCACAACAAGAUAACGUGUACUGCGCCAAUCUGA